CGGGGGACUCCGGCAACUCGACCUCAACCCUGCAGCCUGCUCUCUUUACCCUGAAGGAGGAGUGCAUUCAAACCCUGUUCAUGCUGUAUAUAGAAACACAUCCACACAAACGCACCUGACGUAGUAACGAGCCAAAUCGACACAUGCGGACAGCUCGCGUUUAGAGCGCCCACAAGAAAGAUUACGCAGUCGGCUUGCUUCGCUGCAGCUGUGAGAGCAGCUCAACUUAAAACCACACUGGACAUCAGGAGUUACCCAGAAGGCACCUCUGCCCUUGGGGCCCCCUCCAUUUCGCUGUAAUCAAGAGUAAAAUGAUAUCUGCUGCCCCCCCCCCAACAUGCCCCCUUUAGCUCGGUGGCCUCCUCUCUCCUGCACUUUUUCUUCUUCUUGGGAGGCUGAAUCCAGUUUGCUGUCCUCCUCCGUGUUGCCAUGGCACUGCCCCUGAAAACAGCAAGUCAUGUCCGCCUCUUCAAUCAGAACUGCUUCGUUUGGUGGAGGCUGUUGUUACUAACACUCUGUCUACCUUUAAACUUUUUGUAUAACCAUUUUAACAACAGAGGACUAAUCAGCUUUGUCUCUAUCCAUAAGUUACUACCGGCUACACAUCAAUUAUGAUGAGUUGCACACGGGUAAAGAUACCGAUGUCACCCGAGCCACGCUACUGCACCAAAUGGCUUAUCUCCUUAUGAUUGAGACUUUCAUUAUUGAGGCGGCAACACAAAUACUCCAAAAAACAACAAGAAUCUCAGAGCUCAUUGCACUUCACAUAUGUUGGUAUUUAUUGAUUGAUGUAAAAUAGUUUUAGUAAAACACCCUGUGCUGCAGAGCUCAAUUAAUUACAUAAUCAUAUAAUAGUCAUAUUGACGUUUCUGCUUUUUUGCUGCCAUGAAGUCAAUCCGCCAGCAGGUGGCGCUGCUGUAAUGUUAGAUAUUGAAUCUGCUUGUUGAAUAACUUAUUUUGUGUAUUGGGGUUUGCUGGUAGGUAUCAUGAUUUUUAAAAAACGAUUAGUUUAGGAACUAAUCGGUUUGACUAAUUUAAUUAUCGCUGUGUUUUGUGUUGAUCGUAAGCCAGUGUGUGCAGUGAGUGCAUCGUCAGUCAUGAACACGAACGUUUUCAAAGGUCCGUCUGGUCGCCGUGGCCCCGUGUUGUCGCCUCACCCUGCUGACUAACCACUGACCGUUUGCCUCUGCUCCGCUGUGUGUGUCUCUGCAUGGUUGCUGUGUGGCAUGGCUGUGUCUGGCUGCAGGGGCCGUACCUGGUGCACGGGGAGCAGAAGCGGGAAGGGCCUCUGACAGAGUGCGGCGGCACCGGCACCUUGCAUGACUAUCAGACCGACAUGGGAGGAAAGCCUCAGCAGCAGCAGCAGCAGCAGCAGCAGCAAGCCUACCUGCGCUCCUCUCGCGGCCAGCUGAGGGGAGGAAGCGGCCGCGGGCUGUCGAGGCAAGACACCUUUGACUCUGAGACCCAGGGCAGCCGGGACUCCGCGUACACCGAGGCCGGCGACUCCUGCAUGGACAUUGAGACCGACCCCUACGAAGAGCCCGAGCCGUACCGAGGCGGCGGGGGCAGCCGCCUCCACCUGGCGCAGCAUCACGGCAGACAGGCGUCCUGGGAAGACGAAGGCGCCGAGCCGGACCAGGAGAACCUGAACCACCCGACGAUGCCCAGCCAGACGCAGCCGCACGGACGCGCCAAGCUGAGGGAGCGUUACUGCCAGGACCCCGUGGACCCCGUGGACACCGAGGCCAACAUGAGCCGCAACAAGAACCAGGACGACUGGGGGAGGGACGUCUACAUCCGCUGAACACGCGUCUGACCACAGAGGCACGGAAGCUACCGGACAGACGGAGAGAUGAAGGGAGGAGGGGACGUUCAGGUUUGGGGUUCAGGAGGAACUGAAGUGUGGGUUUGGGGCCAUGCCAGUCAGGCUAACAAGUGAAUCUGUUUACAUCCCAGUACAAUGGAAAGAAAAACAUCAACUGCCAGAUGACAUUCUUGUCAACUUCUUGCAAUUCAAUUUAUUUAUGUUUCGGGAAAAAAAAAUUACAAUUUUUUGUUUCUUUUGUUAAUACUUGCAUGAAUAUCAUGGAUUUCUAUACUGACAGCACGAGGACAGUAAUUGUUACGAUUGUGAAUCUAUGAUUGUGAACCGUACGACUCGAUCGCUCCUUCAGUUGUAGAGCGUGGAGGCCGGUGGAGCUGAGGUCCGUCCUGUCCGUCCUCUGCAGUCUUAAACAGGGUCAAAGGUCACCGUCCCCAUGUACAGUGUCGGGGUUUCUCUUUACCUUAAUCUCACUCAGUGCUCUUGGAGUUCUCCCCUCGCUGAGAUCCAGAAGUUACGAGUCUCUCGCCUCCACAUUCUUAUCACCCAGACCUUAAAAAAAAAAAAAAAGCUGGUGGAGAAGUUGCCAUAUUUUAAAACACCACAAUUUAUCGAUGUUGCUACACUCAUGUAAGCUUGACAACAACAAUCACAACAACAAAGAGUACACUCCAAAGACGUUUACUUCUUCCCUGACCUGGUUCAGCCACUGUACCCGACUACAUGUCUGACCCAGUCGUCCCGCUUCUCUUUCCCUCUUCCUCGUGGGUGCCGAGGGCGCCCGCAGUAAUCACUUGUUCUCUGGGUUUUUUUUUCUUUCUAGCGUGGUGGAGAUUCAAAGCAGCACCGCAGUUGUAGUUGUGUGAAUGAAGUGUCCUGCCUUAUAGUCACUCGCAAACCUAAAAACACCUUUAUUUCAAGAAAACUCCAAUCACAAGUGCCGGAAUGUCUCGCCAAGCCAUGUCCACCGCUGCCACGGUGGGACGUCUUAACUCUCGUUCUACUCGUUUUCAUAUAGCACAUCUGCGUCUCGAGGCUACGCUGCACCGUAGCCCGUGCUGUCGCUCCAGCACGUAACGUUAUAUCGCUCAUGUCGGUUUUUUUCCUUUGCACCAGCUUCGUCGUCUGUUUUUCAGGGCUAAUGGUGAUAUAUUAAAAACAAUUACGUGUGUGUGUGUGUGUGUGGUCAAUCACUCCCAACUUCCACCUAAACGGCUAGCUUGUCUGAUAUUAAAUACCACUCUCUUCUUACACUUGAUUUCUGACUGAAUUGGUGUUGUUUUUUCCUGUGGACAUUUUCAAUUUUUUAAUUUAUUUUAAAUCUUCUGUUCUUGUGAGGUAGUGAGAGGAGUAUGAAGUGGGUGGGGUGGGGGUGGGGAUAGGGUCAGCUGUGGUCCUUACUCAGUUAUCUAUAAUGGAGAAUCCAUGAAUGUCUUUGGUGGGCCGCUUUUGCCCGACCCGUCUUCAGUUGAAUAAAUAAAUAUUAAAUAAUGAUCAGUAAAUAAUGUUAUUGUUGCGUUAUCGCAAUUGUUAAAGAUAUGAAAUAACAUGUAUCAUUGGUGCCUGAUUGUAGCUACAUUUUUGCUUUUUCUGCCUUUCAUUUUUAAUCUGUGGAUAAAUUCGUAUUUUAAUUAAAAAUGUAAUCAAAAUAUU
Pseudoliparis swirei is the source of this 3475-nucleotide messenger RNA. RefSeq names its product voltage-dependent L-type calcium channel subunit beta-1-like. Lineage: Eukaryota; Metazoa; Chordata; Actinopteri; Perciformes; Liparidae. The transcript has a single exon. The record is from RefSeq and is a predicted model, not a curated record. Bases 1211 to 1804 code for a protein of 197 amino acids.